Messenger RNA from Penicilliopsis zonata CBS 506.65, 2511 nucleotides. RefSeq lists its product as hypothetical. The record is from RefSeq and is a predicted model, not a curated record. The transcript is spliced from 2 exons. Gene Ontology annotation, biological process: intracellular signal transduction; peptidyl-serine phosphorylation. Gene Ontology annotation, molecular function: protein serine/threonine kinase activity; ATP binding. Bases 1 to 2511 code for a protein of 836 amino acids. Lineage: Eukaryota; Fungi; Ascomycota; Eurotiomycetes; Eurotiales; Aspergillaceae.
AUGGACGGAGAUCUUAGUCUGUCUCAGUCCUUGGGGGGUCUUCGGAUUGCAAAUCCGGAUGACUCUUCGCUGCACUCGUCCGAUGACGCGGCAACGUUCCCUCCCGUGCCCGCGGAGGAAUCGACGCCUUCACAACCACUGACUGUCCAAGACCCCGCUCCUCCCCAACUGCCACCGCUCACACUGUCGUCAAAUGAUGAGGAUCGAAGUGCUGUGUUGUCCUCAGAUCCUGUGGACUCGCACGCUGGCGAUAGCGGCAGCAGCAGCAACAACAACAGUCGGAACCCAGUGUCCUACGCCGCCUAUCCAGACACGCAAAACACCGCACCGUAUGCCACCUAUAACACCACACAGAACACCGGUCGCCCGCUGUCCGUUAUAUUUUCCAACGGUUCUUCCUCUACUCUUGCCGCCCGUGAAGGUUCGUAUCGGAUCCGUACAGACUCGGCUGCCUCGUCCGCGUCGGAAAGCUUGGCACGUGCUGAGUCUCGAGGCGGCUCAGCUGCCUUCCAGGCGGGCGUUCCGGUCAGGGAUAAUAGUCACAGCGAUCGAUCCUACCGAGGGACGCACUUCCCUGCAGGUAACGGACCCAUGGUGAUGCGGCAGCCCUCGCGGGCCCACGCUCGCCCCGGAGGUGCGUCGCAGUUGCAGGGCUCCCCAUAUACGAUGGAGAACGGCCCACCGGCUAGCAGUGAGGAAUGGCAGGAUCGUGGUGCUGCCGUGGCCGUCAAGCAGGAGCUUGAUGCAAACGGGAAGCCUGUCUCUCGCUUCAUCAAAAAGGGUGUGCGGGACUUUUCCUUUGGUCAAACGCUUGGAGAAGGCUCCUACAGCACCGUGGUCUUCGCCACGGACCGUCAGACACUCAAAGAAUACGCCAUCAAAAUUCUCGACAAGCGACACAUCAUCAAGGAGAAGAAGGUUAAAUACGUCAACAUCGAGAAGGAUACCCUCAAUCGACUGACGGAACACCCGGGCGUCGUACGGCUGUAUUAUACCUUUCAAGAUGAGCGGUCGCUCUACUUUGUUCUAGAUCUAUGCAAAGGAGGAGAGCUCCUCGGCGUGCUGAAACGGAUGACCACGUUCGAUGAGGAGUGUGCCCAGUUCUACGGUGCCCAGAUCCUCGACGCAAUCGACUACAUGCAUAAAUGUGGCGUCAUCCAUCGCGACUUGAAACCGGAAAACGUCCUCUUGGACAGCCAGAUGUACAUUAAAAUCACCGAUUUUGGUACGGCCAAGAUUCUCAAAAGCGCUCCCCGACCGGACGAAAACAAGAAUGGCAUGCCCGCACUCGAUGCCGCCGGCUUUCCGGAGGAAGAACGAGCAAGCUCCUUUGUGGGGACGGCAGAGUACGUUAGCCCGGAGCUGCUCACGGACAAGAAUGCCUGCAAGGCCAGCGACCUGUGGGCCUUUGGGUGUAUCAUCUACCAACUCCUCGCCGGUCGCCCUCCAUUCAAAGCGGGGAAUGAGUACCAAACGUUUCAAAAGAUCGUCGCUCUCGACUAUGAAUUUCCCAUCGGCUUUCCCCUGGUCGCUCGUGACCUGGUGGAAAGACUACUAGUCCUGGACCCGGCACGACGGCUCCCCAUCGAGCAUAUCAAGAACCACGAGUUCUUCAGCGGCAUAACCUGGGGGCCUGACCUAUGGAAACGAAAGGCGCCCCGUUUAAAGGCCUAUGUCCCCCCUCCCCGCGAGCCAAUUAAACUGAACGGCAACAAUGGCGACAGCUUCCCUCCUAGCAUCUCUACGGCCCCCUCGAAUGCACCCAAGGCCGCCGCCUCACGACAGCUACCGCGAGUCGUCACCGAGCUUCCACCUCCCAGUCAGCUGGAUAUUGAAUGGUCGCCGGUGCUCACUAAAUCCAAUGAACGCAUUCUGAAGCUCGGCAAUCUCAUGGUGACCUCGUCCCCGGCCGCGCAUAGCCCUGCCUCGAGGAAUAGCAACGGGGAGUACGAGACCCCCAAGAAGUUUUCGCGGUUUUUCGGCGGCAGUGCUAGCAAGAAGCGCCAGCGCUUGGUGAUGGUCACUUCAUCUGCGCGGAUUAUCAUCGCUGCAGCUGGGGGGGAGGAGAAGAAGGCGAAGCUGGAGGUCUCUCUUCUGGCGCCUGGUGUGCAAUACCGCAGUGUUACAGACUCCAAGGGGUUUUCGUCGUGGAUCGUGGAUACGCGCGAGAAACAUUUUGUCUUCGAAGACGCCAAACCAUCGUCCAGCAACAUUGGAGCCACCGCCCUGUCCACGCAAGAAUGGCUGGACACACUAGACCGGUCCCGCGAGAUUGGUCUGUCGCAGCAGGCUGGUGGAUCGUAUUCCGCAGACGAAGCGUUUCGCGACCUCUCCUCCGGUCUCUCCAGCCAAACCACGACGCUUGACCGCAGCUCCGACAUGCAGACGGAGAACACAUCAGUCGGGCGGGCAACGCUCGUCAAGAACCAAGGGGGGGAUUCGGAGUCAAUGAAGGGGAAGAAACGAUUCAGCAGACGCCAUUCCAAGAACGGCCUUGCUGCAGUGUUCUAG